Messenger RNA from Carlito syrichta (Philippine tarsier), 1269 nucleotides. It is a transcript of the gene SERPINA11, whose product is annotated as serpin family A member 11. NCBI's taxonomy places the organism in Eukaryota, Metazoa, Chordata, Mammalia, Primates, Tarsiidae. The transcript has 4 exons. The record is from RefSeq and is a predicted model, not a curated record. Bases 1 to 1269 code for a protein of 422 amino acids. Gene Ontology annotation, biological process: negative regulation of endopeptidase activity. Gene Ontology annotation, molecular function: serine-type endopeptidase inhibitor activity.
AUGGGGCCGGCUUGCACGUGGCUGCUGGGGGCAGGGAUCCUGGCCUGUGUCCACUGUCAGCCCCUUUCGGCCCAUGGAGUUAAGGAUCCGGAGGGGCCUGGACGCCCCAGCCAUCCGUUCUCAGCGUCAGCCCCCGCCUACCACAAGGUCACGCCCACCAUUACCAGCUUUGCUUUGCGUUUGUAUCGGCAACUGGCGACAGACACCGCUGGGAACAUCUUCUUCUCCCCGGUGGGCAUCUCCACCACCCUGGCCCUGCUUUCUCUGGGGGCCCAAGCGGACACCCCAGCUCGGAUCCUGGAGGGUCUCGGCUUCAACCUCACAGAAACCCCAGAAGCCGAGAUUCACCAGGGCUUCCAGAACCUGAUCCGCACCCUCGACCUGCCCAGUCCCAAACUUGAACUACAAGCAGGCACCUCCCUGUUCCUGGACAAGCAGCUGAAGCCUCAGCAGCGCUUCUUGGACCGCAGCAAGGAGCUCUACGGAGCUUUGGCGUUUUCUGCCAACUUCACGGACUCUGCGACCACCGGGAGGCAGAUCAAAGACUACGUGCGAAAGCAGACAUAUGGGCAGAUCGCGGACUGCCUCCAGGAGCUCGACCGAGACACGCUCUUGGUCAUCUCAAAUUAUAUCUUCUUCAAAGCCAAGUGGAAGCAUCCUUUCCAUCGCUACCACACCCCGAAACAGGAGAGCUUCCUGGUGGACGAGAGGACCUCCCUGCAGGUCCCCAUGAUGCACCAGAGGGAAAUGCACCGAUUCCUCUACGACCAGGAGGUGGCGUGCACCGUCCUCCAGAUAGAAUACAGCGGGAAUGCCCGGGCGCUGCUGAUCCUCCCCGACCCGGGGAAAAUGAAGCAGGUAGAGGCCGCGCUGCAGCCGGAGACCCUGAGGAAAUGGAGCCGACGGCUCCUGCCCAGCCUGCUGGACCUGCACUUGCCAAGGCUUUCCAUUUCUGGAACGUACAACCUGGAAGAGAUACUUCCCCGAGUGGGUCUCACCCACAUAUUCACCCCAGAAGUGGACUUGUCCAGAAUCACCGGGCAGCUCAGCAGAACCAUCUCCAGGGUGACACACAAGGCGGGGGUGGACGUGAGUGAGAAGGGAACCAGCGCAGGAGCCACCUCCGGCCUGCUCGCCCAGCCUCCGCCGCUCAACGUGACGUCGGCCCCCCGUGCUCAUUUCAACAGGCCCUUCCUGCUGCUUCUGUGGGAGGUGACCACCCAGAGUUUGCUCUUCCUGGGAAAAGUUGUCAACCCGGCUGCAGGGUGA